AGAAACAAUACCACGAGGAUUCCCAAGGUUAAAUCCGUAAUUCACGAUUUCUUAACUAACAUUUAAAACUGAACGUUCCCUCACGUUCCUCUGUCGCGCUCUCUAAAAGCAGAGUACACCUGUCACCGUCGUAACAGAAAAAUGGCACCGCCGAAACUGAAACGUAACUUCCCUCCGAUAACCGAAUACAACGGAACUUCUUCCCCGCAUGAAUCAGUCGCCGCCGAUCUCGACGGAACACUUCUCAUUUCUCGAAGCUCUUUUCCUUACUUCAUGCUUGUUGCUGUUGAAGCCGGAAGUCUCCUCCGUGGCUUCAUUCUUCUUCUCUCCGUUCCUUUCAUUAUCUUCGCUUAUCUAUUUGUUUCUGAAUCUCUCGGUAUUCAGAUGCUGAUUUUCAUCUCUUUCGCUGGUCUUCAAUUUGAUGCUAUCGAACUCGCUUCACGCGCUGUUCUUCCAAGAUUUUAUGCUGCGGAUGUAAGGAGAGAGAGUUUUGAAGUGUUUGAUCGGUGUAAGAGGAAGGUAGUGGUGACGGCGAAUCCGACGGUGAUGGUGGAUGCGUUUGUGAAGGAUUAUCUCGGCGGAGAUAAGGUUUUGGGAACGGAAAUUGAGGUGAACCCUAAGACAAAGAAGGCGACUGGAUUUGUGAAGAAACCUGGUGUGCUUGUUGGAGAUUUGAAGCGUUUGGCAGUUGUGAAAGAGUUUGGUGAUGAAUUGCCAGAUUUUGGACUUGGAGAUCGGAAAACUGAUCAUGAUUUCAUGUCAAUUUGCAAGGAAGGGUACAUGGUGCCUCCAAACAAAUCAGCAAAACCAGUUCCACAAGAGCGUCUCAAGAGCCGAAUCAUCUUCCACGGCCACUUCAUACAACGUCCAGACCCACUAAACGCCGCCAUUAGCUUUGCCUGGAUCCCCUUUGGCUUCAUCCUCUCCAUCAUCGAAGUCUACUUAAACCUCCCUCUCCCUGAUUUAGUGCGUCGCUGGCAAAUUUUUGGGAUUCCUAGUCCACAAGAAGGGAACCAAAGUCGAUAAAAAUAAAGUAAAAGCUGUCAUGGAAAUUCCACUCCCAAAGAACAAAAAGGAACUUGAACGUUGCCGCUCCUUACUGGUUAUUAGUUCUGAAUUGUAAAAUGAAAGAUUAUCAUUCAAUUUUCAAAAAUCGUAUAAUUUUAUGAUUUAUUUGAAUUUGAUUAUAGAUAUAUGUUUUAUAUAAAUUACAAAAAAAAAUAGGUUACCGGUAAUAUAUGAAUAGAAAAUACAAUCGCUUUAUAUUUAUACGAGUAGAAAUAUAUCCUUGCAGAAAUUUUAUGAAA
Trifolium pratense (red clover) is the source of this 1307-nucleotide messenger RNA. RefSeq names its product probable glycerol-3-phosphate acyltransferase 8. The coding region runs from base 142 to 1026 and encodes 294 amino acids. The transcript is spliced from 3 exons. Gene Ontology annotation, biological process: cutin biosynthetic process. Gene Ontology annotation, cellular component: membrane. Lineage: Eukaryota; Viridiplantae; Streptophyta; Magnoliopsida; Fabales; Fabaceae. Gene Ontology annotation, molecular function: glycerol-3-phosphate 2-O-acyltransferase activity; phosphatase activity. The record is from RefSeq and is a predicted model, not a curated record.